Messenger RNA from Porites evermanni, 4120 nucleotides. The record is from the annotation of a GenBank genome assembly. Lineage: Eukaryota; Metazoa; Cnidaria; Anthozoa; Scleractinia; Poritidae.
CGUAUCACAAAACAAAUUAAUCAACUUUAUAGCUGUCUUCUAUAAGGAGCGCACACUUGUUCGAUGUUCAUUAAGUACAGGUAAAAAGCCAUGGCGUACUCUCAGCGUUUUCCCAAGAUCUUGCUACUCUUAACGUUAGGUAAGGUGACUUAAACUUAGCCAUUGAAGUUUUAGAGUUGUAAAAGUUAUUUAACUAAAUCAAAUAUGUUGGAGCUGACUAAGCUAGUAAAUUUUAUUACGUACAAUCAAGACUUAUUAAAACGGACACCAAAAAUUAAGGCACAAGUUCAAUUGCCGUAUUUUAUGUAGAGCUGUCUCCAUUAUGGAAAUACGGACGGAUAAAUUAUGGUAAUAUUUAUAAGAUUAAGAGAAUUCUCCUACAGCUCAAUAAUUGCGAGUAAUCUCUUUACAGACGUCUUGGAAAGAUGAGUUUGAAACUUACUAUAAAAGUAUUUAUGCCUUAUUACAAUCUUUCAAACUUUCUUUAUUUCACACUAUAUGCAUGUAAGGAAUUUACACAAGUGUACGUACCUUAAGUCUAUUACUGUUAAGAAUUAACUGUAUUUAAGCAGUGUUACUGUCUCCGUGUAAGUGUUAUGCAGAGGUGUCUCAAUUAUGGAGACAGGGACGAAUCAGAAAUUCUGGUAUUUUUACGGACUAAGAGAAUUGUACUCGAAAUGAUUGUGAGGUGUCGAUAAUCAGUGUCAGAGAGGUCUUGGAAAGAUGAGUUUCCUACUGUACUAACAGUAUUAAUUUAUACAGCAAACUGUUGAAGUUCCCGUCACCUUAAGAGCAGUUAAGAGCACCUGACGCGUUGGCUGCUACCCCGUAAGGAAACAGCCUAACCGCACUUUAAGCCUUUUCGCCUCUAAUUAAAUAGAAAAAUAACUCCGUUCUAGCUAUUCCUCUGAACAAUGGAUAAAAAUCUCAAGUCUACAACAUAUCUGUUGGUCAAUAAUUUGGGGAAUUUGGUUAUUCGUGUUGGAGUUGUGGACACCCUGAAAAGACGUAGUUUCACAAAACGACUAGACAGUUAUAGAGAGACAGAACUACAAAAAUGCGCGUAAAUAAGAUCGGAAAAGUUUUCAACUUACAUUUGUAAUGCUAUUACCCAAUUUACCAAAGAAGCUUUUUAUUCAAAUUUCAUCAUGAAUUCUUAAUGGUUUUCUAAACCUUAAGACAGUAAUUGUUAAUGGACGCUCUUAAUUCAUUAAAAUGAUAUCCGUGCGUUCUAGAGAGUAGGUACCCUGAAAGUACGGGUUCUAGUUAACGAAUUUUUCCUCUGGCCUAAGAACAUUUACUGCUUGCGGAAAAGAACUGAGUAACAAAAUUAACUCCAGGACCUUUAAUUCAUUUCAUCAUCAAAUGUUCAUGAAAUUUUCUUCAUUACUUUUAUUUGAGUUUACAAGUGUUUUCCAGACCGAUUCAGGUUGAUUACGUUAUCAAUGACAAUUGAAGUAUAACCAAGGGAACUCUAUCUUCAUCUUGGCCCAAGAUGUCAUUGAGUAGUAUUGUCAGAGGCAAAGUUAACUCCAGGACCUUAAAUUUCAUCAUCAAAUGUUCAUGAAAUUAAAGCUUCUUUACUACUAUUAUUUGAGUUUACAAGUGUUUUCCAGACGGAUUCAGGUUGAUUACGUUAUCUAUGACAAUUUAAGUUACAACCAAGCGCACUCUAUCUUCAUCUUUGCCCAAGCUAUCACUGAGUAGUAUUGCCACCCAAGUCUUGAAAGCCGAUAUUCACAAUAAACUUUCUUUUUGAGGGCUUAGACAUUCCUUUACUUUUUUUAAAGAUAGUGUAUUGUAUUGACAAAAAAUCUGAACAGUGGAUAGACUUUUUUCCUUGUUUCUUUACUAGGGUGAUAAAACAAGUUGUUGAAAUUGCCCUUCUGAGCUCACUCCCAAGAAUUUUAUGAGCAAGUUACCUAUAUAUCUUUACUAGUCUAUUUCCUGUUGGUAUUGGCAAAUACUCCUGCUAUACAUUCCCAAGUGAUCGAAUGAAAAGAUAGACACAACAGUCAAUAACGGCCGAGCAAAUCACCCACAAUCCAUUCGUCUCCUAAAUUUUUUACUUUAACGAAGUGUCUUCUGAAAUGAUUUAUUUCAGGCCUCAUGAAAAGUUGAAUACUUUUGUAAUAAGUUGCUUUUGAAUAUCAGAGACCCGUCAAGGAGCUGAUGAGGUCGAGCUCCUUCUACAUUUGUACUUUUAACAAUUGAGCACAUUUAUUACAUUUCUAUGCAUGGCGGCCGUUUUCUCUGCGUACUUUAGCUCUUAAAAGAGCUGAAUCAUUCCCUCAAGGAGCAACGAUAAAAGCUGAGGCGAAAUUUAGAUCCUGGAUGAGUGAUCCAGCACUUUUGGGCUUCAGAUUAUACAUUAUAAAGUGUGUUCAAAAGAACAGUUCAGUCAGAGUUAAGCCUUUGAUUGCAAACCAAUUUUUGUUCUAUUUAUUACACAGCUUUGCUUGUGGUAGUAUGUAUUGCCGAUGAAAUAAACAGAAAGCCGGACGAUGAUGAAACAAUCCGUUCAGACGAUGUUUCCGCCAGAGUGGAACGUCGUUCAGGUAAAAUCAAAGUUGUUCGUCUGAGCGACGACGACAGCGAUGAUGAUGACGAUGACGAUGAUGAUGACGAUGAUGACGACGACGAUGAUGACGACGACGAUGACGACGAUGAUGACGAUGAUGAUUUUAGUGACGACAACGAGGACUUGUUAUCGUUUGAACUGGAUGGAAUCGAAGAAAAAGAUGCAGACGGGAACGACGUGGGCAGACUGGAGAGACAUUCCGUGGACUCGUUCGACGACACUUUCUUUCAAUUGUCUCAAGUAAAAAGCGACUCCUCCUUUCAAGGCCUCUCGGCAGUUAAUGUCAACAUAUCUGCUUAUCUUGACGAUCCUAAGGCUAAUCUUGACGUCAUGGUUUAUCUGUUUCGUGAGGCUGGUAAGGUCAAGUUUGGCACUGAGGCAUUUAAUGUUCAAGCUGGAACAGUGAAGUUUAAUAUCCAGGUUUGUUAUUUUCAGAUGUUUUAGGUUUAACGUAAUAGAACCCAAGACAUUGUUCGCUUUAUGUAAUGUGACCCGGAUUUCGGAAUCGGGGAAAUUUUCCCGAACCAGUUACUGGAAUCCCGAAUCCACACCGUGGAUUCCAUAAUGACAUAGUCAAUAUAAAUUGUUCUUAAUUGGUAGUUCUAGCAUCAUGCAUAAAAAAAGUCCUUUGAAUCACGGUCUCAUAAACUCCUUUUCCCACAGAUUAAACUAGGAACGUCAAAAUAAAUAAUUUCUUUUCGCACAGAUUAGCAACUGGAAUUUCUGCAAAGAAACUGACUGCAGUGAGGGAAAAGCAGGGGAAUACCUGGAUCUCAAAUUAAAAAUCAAGAGCAAGGGAAUACCCGAAGAGGUGGAUGACGAAGACCGCAAGAAAGCCAAUAAAGACGCUAUUUGUCAGAGCAACGACAAGUCCGAUAACGAUGUAAAUGACGCAAACGACGACAGUGAUGAUUGUCCCACCAUAUAUGACAUGGGAGGGGACUCUGAGAUGCUGCUCAACAAAGGGGUAAGUUAACGAAUCGGUGUCGCCCAAUGUAAGGUAACCCGGAUUCCGGAUUACAAAGAAGGGUGAGAUUCGGCGAGCGUUUGGAAGGCGGAAUUCGAGUUCCAUUGACAAGGUAUUCGAAAUCUAAUACAUGGAACCUGGAGUCUACAGCUUGGAAUCAAGAAUCCAUACAAGACUGUCUUGGAUUCCCGUACCUAAGGCGUAAUGGUAAAAAAGAGCGGAAGAAAGCAGUACGAGUUGGUUUGUGCUUAAAACGGAGAAUGAGUUUAAGUUGUGUUAGUACCGAAAGAGACCUGUUUUUUCCUUUUUAAUACAAUCCUUUUCCUUCUUAGAUCAUGAAUGACGACGAGUACACUGCCAUGCCAACAGGAUUCCCUAAAAUGGAGAUUGAAGAUGGAGAAAUGAAGUUCAAGUUCCGCAUUCCUAAGUUCAACCAAAAUUCUUUGAUAGACCCGAUUGUAACACCUGGUAAAAGCUCAAGUUCUUCAGCAGUAAACGCAUUGUGGAUGCAAAUCAGUAUUAUUCUGUUGCUUCAGGUCGCCACUCUAUAUUUAGCUUAUGAGAACUAUUAG